AGAUUGAGAGACGGUUAGGUGUUAUUUGUAAACUUACGUUGGCAUGAUUCCAAGUGUGUGAACAUUUUUUCAUCUCGGUCGGGAAGGAGGAGGAUUAAGAUUCAAGAUGAGUACUUUUGUGGGUUAUAAGUCGGUUGGCUUCGUGAGCAACCAUUUGCCUCUCCAAUUGCGUUACAUUCGACCCAGAGGUGGUUAUUUGGUAGUGACAUGUGUUGGCAACACUAUCCAUACCUACACGGGAGAAAAUUUUCGGCUCUUGACGGUUGGCCGACCCUUGGACGAUGAGAUUCUCUGUAUGGCUGCGGAUGCGUACCACGUUUAUACCGGCGUGGGCAAGAAGAUUUAUGCCUGGCGUCGAGGUACUGAGAUUGAAGCCGUUUACGAAGGUCACGUUGCCAAUUUGAUAGGUUUGAUGCCUUUUGGCCCUCAUUUGAUUGCGGCUGAUGAAAGCGGGGCAGUCAAAGUGUGGGACAUCAAAGCCAAGAGUGAGUAUUGAUGAUCUUUUU
Messenger RNA from Notodromas monacha, 506 nucleotides. NCBI's taxonomy places the organism in Eukaryota, Metazoa, Arthropoda, Ostracoda, Podocopida, Cyprididae. The record is from the annotation of a GenBank genome assembly.